This is a messenger RNA of Rubroshorea leprosula, 925 nucleotides long. The record is from the annotation of a GenBank genome assembly. Lineage: Eukaryota; Viridiplantae; Streptophyta; Magnoliopsida; Malvales; Dipterocarpaceae.
AGAUGUUGCAUUGUUUCAAAUUUUGGGGGAAAAAAAAAGUCUUUAACUUUCUCAAAUUCUCAGAUCAGUCCUUAAAACUAAAAAUUAUUGCUGAAGAGUCCUUAAAAUUUUUUCUUGUCACUGCAUAGUACCUAAAGUCUCCGUAGAAAGUCUAGCUCCACUAGAUGAAGGAAUGGAUUAAAAAAUUUUGCUUCUUUUACUUUCUUAGUACAUAUAUGAAUGUAAUGUAUUGCUGUCAGAUGAAGAAUGCUGUUCUUGAAUCUUGGCAUUGUGAUGUUGAAGAAAACUUGGAGAAAGAGAAAAAGGGAAUUGAUUUGGGGUUUGAGUUGGUGUAUGUUGAAGAAUUUUACUGAUCUGUUUCUUUUGGGCAGUCCACUGGUUGCUUUGCUCUCAAAGACUACGCGUGUUGAAAACAGAAGCCGAUGGGCACCGCUUGUGUUUCAUGUCAAGAGGGGGGGAAUUAAUGGAGAAACGAUCAUGGAGGAAGAGAUCUUGCCUGGGGCACACAUAGACCUUAUCCACAGCACCAUUUUUGGCAAUGACAAUGAAAACAAUCCUAUUUUUGUGUAUGCUCAUAUCGAUGGAAUGGACGCACAAUUGUGGACUCCAAUAGACCCAAGUAUGAUCAAGUAUAAUGCUAAGGUUUUCUUGGGAUUUGUGGAAUUUCACAAGCCAAUUGAAACUGCAUUUUUUGGUGGACCUACGUUAGGAAGGCUGAGGGUUGUUGUUGAGGUGAAAAAUGCUAUGAAGAAGAUGAUGGAUAAAAUCAUGGGCAGAAACUGAUAAGCUAUGUAUACUUCUUUGCAACACACCCAUGGAAAUUACGUUUGGUAAUAUGUUCUGUACUUUGAUAUUUCCUUCACAAGAUCUUUUGGUCCUUUUUUGGUUGAGUUUGAUAUUAAUUUAAUAAUGGAUAUCAAUAUCA